Molecule: messenger RNA, 1881 nt
Organism: Miscanthus lutarioriparius
Lineage: Eukaryota; Viridiplantae; Streptophyta; Magnoliopsida; Poales; Poaceae
Source: the annotation of a GenBank genome assembly
AUGGGGGUGGUUCUUGCUGCUUCCUCCCUGGUCCUGGUGCUGCUCCUGCUCUUCUGCUCUUUUGGGCCUGCAAGCGGCCUCCUCUCCCCCAAGGGUGUAAACUAUGAAGUUCAAGCUCUCAUGAUAAUCAAGAACUACCUCAAGGAUCCUCAUGGUGUGCUAAAGAACUGGGACCAAGACUCUGUGGAUCCUUGCAGCUGGACCAUGGUCACUUGCUCUCCAGAGAAUCUUGUCACCGGCUUAGAAGCACCAAGCCAGAACCUUUCUGGCAUUCUCUCCCCAAGUAUAGGGAAUUUGACCAACCUUGAGACAGUUCUUCUGCAGAACAACAACAUAAACGGGUUAAUCCCAGCAGAGAUUGGCAAGCUAAGAAAGCUCAAAACGCUUGACCUGUCCAGCAACCACCUCUCUGGUGAAAUCCCAAGCUCUGUGGGCCACCUUAAAAGCCUUCAGUAUCUGAGGCUUAACAACAACACAUUGUCUGGCGCCUUCCCUUCAUCAUCAGCUAAUUUAUCACACCUUAUUUUCCUGGAUCUGUCCUACAAUAAUUUGAGUGGUCCAAUCCCAGGGUCCCUGACAAGGACUUUCAACAUUGUAGGGAAUCCACUGAUCUGUGCAGCAAUCAUGGAACAAGAUUGUUAUGGGUCUUUACCUAUGCCAAUGUCUUACGGCCUGAAUGACACACAGGGAACUCUGGUGCCUGUGAAAGCAAAGAGCCAUAAAGUUGCAAUUGCAUUUGGUGCUACAACUGGCUUCAUCAGCCUCGUUUUCCUUGCCGUUGGUUUGCUAUUCUGGUGGAGGUGUAGGCGAAACCGGAAGACUCUUUUCAACAUUGAUGACCAGCACAUAGAGAACGUCAACCUCGGAAAUAUGAAGCGGUUUCAAUUCAGAGAACUCCAGGCUGCAACAGAAAACUUCAGCAGCAAGAACAUAUUAGGAAAAGGCGGGUUUGGUAUCGUUUACCGGGGGCAGCUCCCAGAUGGAAGUCUUGUAGCCGUCAAGAGGCUCAAAGAUGGUAAUGCUGCAGGCGGGGAAGCACAGUUUCAGACUGAAGUCGAGAUGAUCAGCUUGGCAGUGCACAGGAACCUCCUGAGACUCUAUGGAUUCUGCAUGACCGCCAGUGAGAGGCUACUGGUCUAUCCAUACAUGUCGAAUGGGAGUGUCGCAUUGCGCCUGAAAGGGAAGCCACCACUGGACUGGAUCACCAGAAAGAGGAUAGCACUUGGUGCAGCACGAGGUCUACUGUACCUGCACGAGCAGUGUGAUCCCAAGAUCAUCCACAGAGACGUUAAGGCAGCAAACAUACUGCUAGAUGACUGUUGCGAAGCAAUUGUCGGGGACUUUGGGCUUGCAAAGCUCCUAGACCACCGUGAAUCACAUGUCACCACAGCUGUGCGGGGAACUGUCGGCCACAUCGCUCCUGAGUACCUCUCCACCGGCCAGUCAUCUGAGAAAACAGAUGUCUUUGGUUUUGGAAUCCUGCUGCUGGAGCUGAUCACUGGUCAGACGGCACUGGAGUUUGGGAAGUCAUCAAAUCAGAAGGGAGCCAUGUUAGACUGGGUGAAGAAGAUGCACCAAGAGAAGCAGCUGGACAUACUUGUCGACAAGGGCCUGGGGAGCAAAUAUGACCGCAUUGAGCUGGAGGAGAUGGUGCAAGUGGCACUGCUAUGUACUCAGUUCCUCCCUGGUCACAGGCCCAAAAUGUCAGAGGUGGUCAGGAUGCUGGAAGGCGAUGGGCUUGCAGAGCGGUGGGAGGCGUCACAACACACUGAGUCACACAAAUUCAAGGUGCCCGAGUUCUCCUUCAGCCGCUGCCACUCUGACCUGACGGAUGACUCGUCGCUGCUGGUGCAAGCAGUGGAACUUUCUGGGCCGAGAUGA